Messenger RNA from Colias croceus (clouded yellow), 1414 nucleotides. It is a transcript of the gene Lsm12a, whose product is annotated as LSM12 homolog A. The transcript is spliced from 3 exons. The record is from RefSeq and is a predicted model, not a curated record. Lineage: Eukaryota; Metazoa; Arthropoda; Insecta; Lepidoptera; Pieridae. The coding region runs from base 116 to 670 and encodes 184 amino acids. Gene Ontology annotation, molecular function: RNA binding.
UGUCACUUCCAAACCUAUCAUUAAAAUUGAUAUUGCCAUCACUCCAUGGCGGAUAGAAAUUAGAAGUUACAACAAAACAUUUAAACACAACAAAUUGUUCUAAAUUAACAAAAAAAUGUCCACAGUCGUGUCUGACUGUUUCACCAUCGGCAGUAUAGUUGCGACUCGGACGUGUUACAAUGAAGAAAUCGAGGGUGAAGUGUUAGCUUUCGAUCCCCAAACGAAAAUGCUUAUACUGAAAUGUCCCUCUUCCAGUGGAAAUCCGAAGCGCCACGAUGUAAAUAUCGUCAAUUUAUCGCUUGUGAGCGACGUGCAGAUAAAAAAGGAAGUCACUACAGUGCCAGAGCCACCCCAAUCUCUCAAUUUGCACAGGCUAAACACACGAGUUAGAAAUUCUAUAGAAAACAAACGCAGAUUGGUAUCAGCGCUCUCCGCCUGCCUAGACCCGGAAGGUCAGAGGCUAUUCCUCGCUAUCGCCAGAGUGAUAGACAACGUGUCGUGGGCCGGCCAGAGCAUCAGAGUGUACAAUGAAGUCACCAUCACACCCCCUUAUAAAGUAGAGAAUGUAAUAGGAGAACACGAUUCGAAAUCGUUCAAGUAUAUAAAGAAAUUCGUCGAGAGACACUGGCGGGACCAUCGCGAGCACGCAGCGACUUCGGCAGCGCAAUAAUUAUUUAAUUAACGUUUCAUUUGUAAUGCUGAGAUUUACAAAUUUACAAUAAAUAAAGAUAUUUUUUUUUGUUCUGUUACCAUUAUUGAAAAAACGAAAAAAAAAAUUUUUUUUUUAACUUUGACAUACGUCAUGUCAUUUUGACAGAUGACGUUUUGUUUUGGCGGGAAUUUUAGUUUUUUUUUAGAUGAAAUUAGAUUAAAAUUUCAGUAAAUGAAGCAAUAAUUAUUAGAAAUAGUUUCCAUUCAGCACAAAAUUUCUUAGCAUUACAAAUGAGAUUAUAUUUUAUUUUCCAAAGAUGUUUUACGGGACAGCUAAUGAAUUGUUAAAUCAAUGAGUAUAUUUAUUUGGUUUUUAUUUUUUAAUGUUCUUGCAUGUGUUUUCUGCAAAAUGAGUUUUUCUGAAAAGUAAAUAUGUCUUGUUCACUGUUGAACAGUGAAGUUUCAAAAUAUUUUAUUGUAAAUAUAUCUAUCCUUUUCUGUCAUUCAUCUAAAUGCUGUGCUAGAGCGAGAUGGAUAGCGUUACUUGGUUUGUUCAAAAACUCAGCUCUCCAUCUCUUUCUAGCUAAGUAUAUUAUUAAGUGAUGGAAAGAGAUAGAUAUCGUAAUAGUUGAAAUUAUGGUUUGAUGAACUUUAGUACUUUUUAUUGUAAUUAAACUAUUUAAAUUCGUGUAAUUUUAGUUUUAGAGUUCCGUAAAAUGUUAUCUUGAACAUCAAAACAAAUAAAUGUACAUAUUUAUUAUCA